ACCAAUCAGAGCGCUCUGAGCUUUCAGCCCAGCCAAUAGGAGAGCAGGAAGGGUUCACCGUGUCGGUGGGUGUGAUCCUGAGGAGGAAGUGUCACCGAACAAUACAACAAAGUUUUUUGCUGAAACUCUGAAGUGUGUGUCUCUCUCUGCAUUCAGAGGAUGGCAGACAGGACUGUGGAUGGUGGGACAUGGACAGGAUGUGCAGUAAUGUUCCUGCAGUCGCUCUGUCCUGGUGUGAACCUGCUCUCUCUCUUCAAAGACCGGGAUCAAGGAAAGUUCAUCGUCUUUAAAGUCAUCAAGCUGACACUUAUAGAUUCUGCAGGAGGACUGGGUGGUUAUGAGAUACUUAAAGUCCAUGAUGCUGAUCCCUUCCUGGGGGUGGAGGUGAAGUUUGUGGAUGAGGGGGCAUGUCAGCAGUUCCUCGAGAGCUACAGCUCCGGAGCAGUGCGUCAGUCUCUCUCUCAGCACGCCUGCCGGCUUCUCGCUCUUUCUCAAGAGUUAACGGUGGAAACUCAGCUGAAGGCCAGCACGUAUAUCCUGGAUCUGUAUCUGGACAAGCUGGAGCUUUGCCUAAAGCACAUCCACCUGUCACAGCCGGAGCGUCUGCGUGACGAAGAGAUCGAUCACCUGGAGCAGCAGCUGCAGAGUCAGGCCCUUGGUCCUGCUCCUCAGUCCACCCCCAUCACACAGGAAGAGUCUCCUGUCCCCAGCAACUGCUUUAAGUUUCAGAACAGAGUGUUUGAGGACCGCAUGCUGACAGCGGCAGAUGUUCAGAGCUUCUCUAACGGAGUGGGCCGACAGUGGAAAUACGUAGGGAGGGCCUUGGGGAAGAGCUGUCGGGCUCUGAAGGGUCCGGCCAUAGACAACCUGGCCUACGAGUACGAGAGAGAAGGGCUGUAUGAGCAAGCCUAUCAGCUGCUCAACCGCUUCAUCGAGGCGGAGGGGAGAGCGGCCAAACUGAGCCGGCUGGUCAAAGCACUGGAGGACUGCAAACUCACCAACCUGGCUGAGAAUAUUUUGGACAUUUAGCCGUGAUAGUGACUCUGUGUGCUUUCGAUCUGUGGGAAUGAGUGGUGAAAACUGAGGGGGACAGUUUCUCUCUGCUCUCUGCAGGUCUCUGUGUCCUGCCUGCUUUUACUCGUAUGGGCAGCAUGUUUGUUCCUGAUAGAUGUCUGAUUCAAAUCAUUCCUGAAUGUGUGUGUGUGUGUUUUUAUAGGUGUGUGUUUGUGUGUGUAAGCAUUGCUGUGACAGAGAAUUGAUUUAUAUCUUGAUUGGCUUUUCAGUUAUUGGUGUUGUUGUUUAAAUUUAGAUGAAAUGAUCUGUCAUCACUGUCAUGAAAAAUGCUGUCUUGAGUUUAAUGCACUGUUUCACUGUUUUUAUCAUGUACCUCUUUUUAAUUCUGCUUUUGAAGUCCAUUUAUGGAGCCUGUUGGGUCUUGUUGCUAAUGAGUACACAACUGAAGGUUAUUGAUUUUUUUUCUACAAAAUGGGUUUAUACAAAUUAAAUGGUUUGAAAAAAGUCUU
Molecule: messenger RNA, 1523 nt
Organism: Notolabrus celidotus (New Zealand spotty)
Lineage: Eukaryota; Metazoa; Chordata; Actinopteri; Labriformes; Labridae
Gene: tradd
Product: tnfrsf1a-associated via death domain
Exons: 5
Coding region: 160-1029 (289 amino acids)
Biological process (GO): extrinsic apoptotic signaling pathway; positive regulation of canonical NF-kappaB signal transduction
Cellular component (GO): tumor necrosis factor receptor superfamily complex
Molecular function (GO): transmembrane receptor protein tyrosine kinase adaptor activity
Source: RefSeq, a predicted model, not a curated record